Molecule: messenger RNA, 2693 nt
Organism: Numida meleagris (helmeted guineafowl)
Lineage: Eukaryota; Metazoa; Chordata; Aves; Galliformes; Numididae
Gene: KIF2C
Product: kinesin family member 2C
Exons: 21
Coding region: 492-2576 (694 amino acids)
Biological process (GO): microtubule-based movement
Molecular function (GO): microtubule binding; ATP binding; microtubule motor activity
Source: RefSeq, a predicted model, not a curated record
CUCCUCCGCCGCUUGCAGCCUGGCAAGUUACGGCUCCGGCCCGGUUGGCGUCCCGCGGGCCGCUCUCCGGGUCCCGUACCGCCGGGUGCGGGGCUCUGCCCGCCCUGCCUCCGACGCGCUGCCACCCGGGUCCUCCCCUCCUGCAACGAUGUCAGCGCCCUGCGCUGCGUUCCCCGCACCUUGCUGCUCAGGGCGCUGCCUUGCCGGGUGCGCUCCACGCAAGCCGCCGCGGUGCCGCGGUUAUUCUCUCACGUGUGCUCUUGAGCCCUUCUUCAGGGUUAGAAAAACCGAAGCGAGAGGGAUGGGGCCCGUAGUGCUCGCGCUGCCCUGCGCCUGGGCGCCGUGGAACGCUGCAGAUUGCGGCUGGGGACGGGCAGGAUCUGCAUGGACUCAGAUUGUGACUUCACUGGGGGGGCAGGCAGGAGGUGUAGCUGGAUCUACAUGGAUUCGCUUGCAGUUGCCAGCGAGAAUGCAGGUGCAUUGUGGAUUAAAUGCUGAACCCUUCAUUUCCCAAGAUUGAGAUUGAUGAUGUGAUAACAAUAAAUCCUGAGUUAUCAGAAGAACUACCUACUGCAGAAGUGAAAGAGAACCUUCCUUUGCAAGAGAAUGUAACCGUACAGAAACAGAAGCGUAGAUCAACUCUUUCAAAAAUUCCUGCUCCACGGGAAGUUGCAGCAGUGACAUCUAAUGUCUCUGCACCUGAGCAGAAGAUUGCAGCCGUGCGUGGCCGCUCUAGGAUGUCUGUCAUCACAGAAUGUCAGCACAACCUCCAGGAAAAUGAGAUGGGGGUGGAUCCCUCUGUUUCUACACAAAUAAGAAACAAUUCAGUAGUUCCUGCUGGCCGAACCAGGGCUAGUAGGCUGCGCUGUGCUCCAGAAACUGUGCUUCCAAAUGGAAAUGGCAUUACAGAGGAUAAUCUGCCUUCUGCUAGAAUAAGCUCUUCCCAGAGCCCAGUUCGGAGAAAAUCUAACAUUGUGAAGGAAAUGGAGAAGAUGAAAAACAAGAGAGCAGAAAAGAGAGCUCAAAUUAGUGAAAUCAGGACAAAACGUGCACAGGAAAUUGACAGCAGUUGUCCAAAUUGGGAGUUUGCACGGAUGAUCAGGGAAUUCAGAGCAACUUUAGACUGCCAGCCAAUAUCUAUAACUGACCCAAUAGAAGAACAUAGAAUUUGUGUGUGUGUUAGGAAGCGCCCUCUGAAUAAACAAGAAAUAAACAAAAAGGAAUGUGAUGUGAUUACUGUUCCAAGCAAGUGUGUCCUGCUGGUGCAUGAGCCAAAGCAGAAAGUGGACCUAACAAAAUACCUCGAAACCCAAACAUUUAGAUUUGACUUUUCAUUUGAUGAAUGCGCUUCUAAUGAAAUGGUAUACAGGUUCACUGCUAGGCCUCUUGUACAGACCAUCUUUGAGGGUGGAAAGGCAACGUGUUUUGCAUAUGGUCAGACAGGCAGCGGCAAGACACACACUAUGGGUGGAGACUUCUCUGGGAGAGCACAGAAUGCCUCGAAGGGCAUAUAUGCUUUUGCAUCACAAGAUGUCUUCUUUCUUCUAAGCCAGCCCAGGUACAGGAGUCAGGACCUGGAAGUCUAUGUGACUUUCUUUGAAAUAUAUAAUGGAAAGGUGUUUGAUCUCUUGAAUAAGAAGGCAAAGCUUCGAGUCCUGGAGGAUGGCAAGCAGCAGGUUCAGGUUGUUGGUCUGCAAGAGAAACAAGUCAACUGUGCUGAAGAUGUCAUCAGAAUGAUUGAGAUGGGCAGUGCUUGCAGGACAUCUGGGCAGACUUUUGCAAAUGCUAGCUCUUCACGGUCACACGCCUGCUUCCAAAUCAUACUACGUCAAAGAGGGAAACUGGUUGGCAAAUUUUCCUUGGUGGAUUUGGCAGGAAAUGAGAGAGGUGCAGACACAUCUAGUGCUGAUCGCCAGACACGAAUGGAAGGUGCAGAAAUCAAUAAAAGCUUGCUGGCUUUGAAGGAAUGUAUCAGAGCUUUAGGCCAGAACAAAUCUCAUACUCCUUUCCGUGAAAGCAAGUUGACCCAGGUGCUAAGGGACUCUUUCAUAGGAACAAACUCAAGGACUUGUAUGAUAGCAAUGAUUUCUCCAGGCAUGAGUUCAUGCGAGUACACCUUAAACACACUGAGAUACGCUGACAGAGUGAAAGAGCUCAGUCCUCAUAACGGAGGUGCUGAAACACAGAAUCAAAUGGAGAUUGAGAAUGAGGAAACAGAAAUCAGCGGAGAAGGUUCGGGUCUUCGACACAAUCUCUCCAAGGAGGAGGAGGAAGAUCUCUCGCCCCACAUGUUUAGUUUCCGUGAAGCUAUGAUUCAAAUUAGUGAACGGGAGGAGAAGGUUGUAGAACAGCUUAAAGAACUGAGACAGAAGGUGACAACUGAUCUUGACUACCUCCUGGGAAUCGCAGAACAACCAGACUAUGACCUUGAGACGUUUGUGAGCAGAACUAAGUUCUUCAUAGAGGAGAGCUCAAAAAACCUCCUUAGUGCCAGCGAAACACUGGAUGCUCUGGAAGUAGCCAUGCAACUAGAGGAGCUAGCCAGCAAGCAGAUAAGAAAGCAGAGGCAUCAGUAAAUACAGCAAAACCUGGUUUGCAAGCAAUCUUCUGUAUGUCUUGCAUAUUUGUCAGUGGUUUGUGUAACUACUAUUAAAUGCAGUAGGGUGCCUGAGAGCAGCAAACAUGGCAGCCUC